Messenger RNA from Staurois parvus, 435 nucleotides. The record is from the annotation of a GenBank genome assembly. Lineage: Eukaryota; Metazoa; Chordata; Amphibia; Anura; Ranidae.
AUGUUUCACGAUGGAUCUGCACAGUGGCCGCAGUUUGCACUUAGUGACACCAGAUGUGUUUUGUCCUUCAGCCUCUCAGCAUCGUGCGGAGCCAUCCAGAAGCUGACGCGGGUUCGCGUGGUGGAUAACAGCGCCCUAGGAAAUACGCCGUAUCACAAGCCCCCCCGCUGCAUCCAUGUUUACAACAAGUCCGGUGUGGGGAAGGUGGGCGAUAAAAUCCUCCUGGCCAUUAAGGGGCAGAAGAAAAAAGCGCUGAUAGUGGGCCACAAGAUGCCCGGACCUUCCAUGACCCCCCGCUUCGACUCCAACAAUGUGGUACUUAUUGAGGACAAUGGCAACCCUGUAGGCACCAGAAUCCGGGUCCCAAUCUCAUCCUCCCUAAGGAAGGAGGGGGCGCACUCCAAGGUGUUGGCCAUCGCCCAGUCCAUUAUAUGA